AUGGCAAUUAGCGCAAUUCUACAAGACGGUCCUAUGAAGCAGAGUAGAACUGUAUUUUUCUUGAGAGAUAUAAAAGCUAACAGUCACUUCCCAGUAAGUCAGUCCCGGAAAUCUACCUCUGCACGGCGGAAGGCAGCCCAGGUCAAUUUGUGA
Paracoccidioides brasiliensis Pb18 is the source of this 153-nucleotide messenger RNA. RefSeq lists its product as uncharacterized. The transcript is spliced from 2 exons. The record is from RefSeq and is a predicted model, not a curated record. The coding region runs from base 1 to 153 and encodes 50 amino acids.